This is a messenger RNA of Notodromas monacha, 1632 nucleotides long. Lineage: Eukaryota; Metazoa; Arthropoda; Ostracoda; Podocopida; Cyprididae. The record is from the annotation of a GenBank genome assembly.
GUGUGUGGAAGCUACAUUCUGUCGCUCUUCAAAGCUGAGGAAUUGAUGGAGCUCGUCGUUGGCAACGAGGACUACGAUUGGGAUCAAUUGGAAAAGAGCUCGGAGUACAAAAACGGUUACACGAAAGAUGACCCGACCGUCAGGAUAUUUUGGCAAGUUUUCCAUGGAUUGACGACGGAUGAGAAGAAGCGCUUCCUCAAAUUUCUCACGGGGACUGACAGGAUACCGAUUCUCGGCAUGAAAUCUGUAAAGCUUUUAUUCCAGCCGACGGGAGGUGGUGAACGAUACUUCCCGGUAGCUCACACCUGCUUCAACCUGCUCGACCUUCCUCGAUACAAGAGCGCACAAGUGCUGAGAGAAAAGCUUCUGUUGGCAAUCCAACAAACCGAAGGAUUCACUCUAGUCUAAGACAUUCUCUUGAACAUUCACGUCUCGUUACGUAUCUGCAACGUAGAAAGAAGCGGAAGUGACUAACGUGCCUCUCUGGCCUGUCUAGUGCGGGUUUCCGUUCGGUGAUUCUCAUUGAACUGAAGUUCUUUCUGAAGUGAUUUUUUUUCUACAUGAAACUUUCCUAUGAUUUCCGACUUCGUGCUUAACUUCGAUUACCUGCUUCCUUAAUCCUUCCUAUCUGUUGACUUCUGAAAUGUUUUUUGAGUGAUUGAUGGGUGAUAUAGAACUAAUGUGUAGGCCUUCCAUCUCCGGAAAUUCAUGAACAACGUAAUUUUUGUUACCGGGGUGGAUUCGAAACGUGAUGGACACUAGUUUAUGAUUGCGCAUGACCUUAUUUUUUGCUCAUUAUCCAAGAGUGCAAAUGUUCAUGGGAGAAUCACGUACAUUUUAAAAAUUGUUUGCCUGUUAUUGAGCUUGGGUCCGUUGUUGUCCACUCCUCAUUUUUUCAGAAUUUGAUUUACGAAGUGCAGAAGCAUGUGUAGUUUUUAAUGGCCAUAACUGACUGUGUUUUGUAUUUUUGUUGUUGCAGGCAUUGAAUGUAAUUUGAUCAGCGGUGAAAUAUGAUUCGAAGGGAAUUCGUGAUGUUCUGAUUGUCGUGAUGAGAAGUGAUUUUCAUUUUGCGGUACUGAGCAAUCUUUGAAGCUUUGAAUGCGGUGAACGCUUUGAAACACUUUUCGAACGGUUUCCUCAGUGAUGACAAUUAACGCAUUAGCUGAAAUGUCCGACAAAUUUUCGAUUACGUUAGUUAAUUUUUUGCUUGAAUCGUUUCAAAAUUUAAUUGCAAUUUAGCGUUAUUGUGGGUGAUGUUUUUUCUGUAUUCUGAUUUUGGUGCGACAUCAUUUCCUUGCGUUGAGGAAUGGCUUUGAAUUUUUCUAAGGUUAUCGCCGAAUUCUCAACUUAAACGACCUGCAAUUCGGUGUGUUACCAAAAUUACCCAUUUUUAAAUUUAGAAGAUAUUUUCCAUCUACCCUUGUGAUUUGGACAAACCUGAACCUGUGAUCGAACCCAAGAAUGCGCACCCUUGAAGUCAACUUAGCAUAUUUUGGAAGAACCUUGACAGAAAAAGUGUUCUGAGGCAAUCAAAAUGGUCUUCUGUUCAUUUUAAAUUGGUUAAACCCCGAAUGAGGGACUGAAAUGAAUAAUCCCUGUCUAUUUUCCUGAUUCAGGUUUUAUUCUUACCCG